Vicia faba (fava bean) is the source of this 933-nucleotide messenger RNA. NCBI's taxonomy places the organism in Eukaryota, Viridiplantae, Streptophyta, Magnoliopsida, Fabales, Fabaceae. The record is from the annotation of a GenBank genome assembly.
AUGUUUCAUCAUCACCGUCUCUGGAGUCUUCUCUACUCCCAAACCCCAAAAUAUCACCUUCUUCGAACAAUCCACCUCUCUUUCAAUCCCUUCUCCACCGCCACUCCAGAUUCAUCUCAACAAUCCUUCACACUCUCCUACCUCACCAACACUCUCGGUUUAUCUCCACAAGAUGCUCUCAAAGCAUCCAAACGUAUCAGUUUCACCACCCCCCUAAAACCCAAUUCCGUUAUCACCUUCUUCAAAACCCACGGUUUCUCCAACCCCCAAAUCCAAUCCAUCAUCCUCAAAUCCCCAAAACUCUUAUCAUCCAACCCCACCAAUACCAUUCUCCCUAAGUUUCAAUUUUUAGCCUCCAAAGGCGCUUCCCCUUCCGACAUAGCCGCCACCGUCAGCAGUGACUUGAGAAAGGCUGUGGAGGAGAUUAAGGAAUUAGGGUUUCAUCCUUCCAAGUACAACUUUUGUGUUGCAUUGUUUGCCAAAAGGGCUAUCUCUAAAUCACAAUGGAAUGCUAAAGUUGAUGCCUUGAAGAGUUGGGGUUGUUCUGAAGAUGUGAUUCUGAGUGCCUUUAAAAAGCAGCCUAACUUUAUGCUACGGUCGCCGGAUAAACUCAAUGCGGUGAUGCGUUUUUGGGUCCAAGAGCUUGGUUGGGAUCCUUCACUGCCACUGGCAGCACCGGAUCUUUUCGGAUUUAGUCUAGAGAAGAGGCUUAUUCCGAGGGCUUCUGUUGUCAGGUAUCUUCUUUCCAAUGGUUUGAUGAAGAAGAGUGCUAGCUUAGUAUCGCCGUUCUAUCCGACCGACGAGUUGUUCCUGCAAAGGUAUGUGAAACGGUUUAAGGAUGAAGCAUCUAUGCUAUUAAAGCUAUAUCAAGGGAGGAUGCUAGCAUCUUCUGGUGCUUGGAUAAGUUGUCAAAACACAUUUUGUUGUAACUGA